Molecule: messenger RNA, 1077 nt
Organism: Aethina tumida (small hive beetle)
Lineage: Eukaryota; Metazoa; Arthropoda; Insecta; Coleoptera; Nitidulidae
Gene: BORCS5
Product: BLOC-1-related complex subunit 5
Exons: 3
Coding region: 52-867 (271 amino acids)
Biological process (GO): lysosome localization; organelle transport along microtubule; positive regulation of anterograde synaptic vesicle transport
Cellular component (GO): synaptic vesicle membrane; BORC complex; cytoplasmic side of lysosomal membrane
Source: RefSeq, a predicted model, not a curated record
CCUCACAUUUACCAUCUGUCAACAAAAGUCAACAACUCAAACAAACAAAAAAUGGGUUCAGAACACUCAUCAUUUUCAAACAACCCCCAAAGACAAGGUAGCUUGAACACAGAUUCUCAGGGCAAACAAAUGGGAGCUAUUAAGCGUCAGCACACUAUAGCAAAUCCCGGAUCGUCUCAAGACAACUUGGAGGAAAAUGGGGAGAAUUUUCGUUCGAUUUCUCCUGGCCCUUCCGUUUGUAGCGACGUAGACUUGCCUUAUAUCAGUUACACAGUUAACCGACCUAUUGGAGAUUCCCCCAAGAUGCCGACAAGCAAACAGUUAAUAAAGGGUAAAAGCAGCAAUAGGAGACAAAUACAAUCUAAACAAUCCAAAGUUAAAAGCUCACAUAAUAUUGUAGUUGUUAGAGGUGCAAACAAUGGUCAAAACACAGAAAAAGAUCCAGAUGUUGUUCGGUUACAAGGUAUCCCAAUGUUUUUACCAAUUAUGAGGGCCACAUUGAGUCUUCCAGCAGCAAGAGAUCCAGAAGUGCUAGAAAGAUUGGACCCUUCACCAUUCAGAAACUUGUGUCUUAGAUACCAGCACCAUUUAACGGCAGCAGCAAAUCUUGUAGCCACUGAACAAAAUCAAAUAACUCAAAAAGUUCGCGAAGUCGAUUCGGAACUGAACAAAAUAGUUGCGACAACAGUUGACAGACAAAAACGUUACGCAAAGUAUGCGGAAAAGUUGGCCAAAGUACAAGAAUUGUCACACCAGUUAAAUAAGUGUCACAUGUUAUUAAAUCAAACCCUUGAAUCAAUGGAGACGUUAAAUAAUUAUCUAGAUAUUAAUGAUAGGUUGGAACCUUUUGUUUGGACCACAGGAUAAUAAAAUUGAAAUUUCAAAUGUUCUAGUCAGUUAAAAUUGGUUAUGUAACGCCAAUUUUAUGCACAUUCCACAGUUGGUUGUAUAAUUUAUGAUGAUUGUUAAUUAGCAUUAGGUUCAAUUGUUUGUUGUAAUUUUAACAAUAAAUAAUUACGCUAAAAUUUGUUACAGUUAAGUAUUUAAUGAAAUAAAACAAAAUAAUGAAUUUUAACA